AUGUCGACUAUCGCGAAGUCGUUCGCCGAGCACGCCGUGGUCCCAGACGUCGUCCCAGUGGCCCCGACCGCUCUGUUGAAGGUGACCUAUCCAAGCGGAGUUGAAGUAGAGGAAGGCAAUGAGCUCACUCCAACGCAAGUGAAGGACGAGCCCGCUGUAUCGUGGGACGCUGAGCAGGAUGCCGUCUACACCGUUGCUAUGACUGGCCCUGAUGUGCGAAAUAGUGAGUGGCAACACUGGCUGGUGGGAAAUGUUCCUGGAUCGGACGUUUCUAAAGGAGACGUACUCUCCGCAUACGUGGGCGCUGGACCAAAACCGAGCACCGGUCUACACCGAUACGUCUUUCUUGUCUACCAGCAGUCAGAUGAGAUUAAAUUUGACGAGGAGCGCCUGACUAACAAUUCCAAUGAUGGGCGCGGUAAUUUUUCCAUUGCCAAAUUUGCGGAAAAAUACGAUCUUGGCAACCCAGUCGCCGGCAACUUCUACAAGGCGCAGUACGAUGACUACGUACCCUUGCUCUACAAGCAACUUGGCAUUUAA
Molecule: messenger RNA, 540 nt
Organism: Parnassius apollo (apollo)
Lineage: Eukaryota; Metazoa; Arthropoda; Insecta; Lepidoptera; Papilionidae
Source: the annotation of a GenBank genome assembly